UUUAAGGCUUGAUGCAAGUCCUUCUCUUCUGCUCUUUCAAAGUAGAAAAACAUGAGGUCUAGCUGUCACGGGUUGGGGUAGCAGCUCUGACUACCACAUCCUGGUCCAGCUUCUAGUCCUCUUGCCUCCUCUCUACUGCUCAGUUAAAGCCUCCACCCCACAGCUGACUUUGUGGGUCAGCACAUGACCCACAUUCAUUUUCCUGCUCUGUUUUGGUGAGUCCCAAAACUGGACCUGGGGGACGUGGUGGAUGAGAUGGCAUUCUGAAGAGGAAUUGGCCAGAAAACGGGAAGAGAAAUGGAGAUGUAUCCUGGACAGAGAAGAGACCAGGUAUCCUGACCCUCUCCUCCCCAUUCCUAACCAAGGUUCAGUGAGCAAAGAAACUACUUUUUGGAGAAGUGAAGAGGGGCAAUUAUGGACCGAAAGUGGAAACAACCAUAACCUGAACUCCUCUCACAGACUAAUGCUGAGUCAAGCAAUAGAGGUUCAUAAUGGCAGUGAUAUCUGUGAGCUGCCCAAUGUAUCAAUGAACACAUAGUUCCUCCAGAUACCAAAAUGAGCUCCAAAUGAACACGUGAUUGAGAUAGUAAAGGCCAUUUCAUGCAUGGAUUAAAAAUGCAAAGAAGAUAUGUCCUUUCUGAGAGAGGAAACAGUUGGACCUUGUUUGAGGGGGUGGAGACAGAAGCCCCUGCCACCACAUCCUGGACCCAAGCCUCAGCCCUGGUCCCUCCUCCUUUCCUCUGGACAGCUGAGAUCAUUCAACUGAGGACAGCACUUUGGCUACACCAUGACCUCCACACUCUCCUUUUUACUCUGUCUCGGGCUGUGUCUGAACCAGAGGAUCAGCGCACGGGAGGGCCCUCUCCCCAAACCUAACUUCUUAGUUCAGAAAGAUUUUAUCCUGGUCCCAAAGGGCAGCAUGAUCUUCACGUGCACCAUAUCAGAUGAUGAUUUGCCACCCCAGAAAUGGACAUAUCUUCUGUUCAAGGAGGGGAAUUCCAAGCCCUUGUUUGAAAAGACUACAGAAGCAAGCUGGGUUGAGUUUACCCUACAGUUUGAGACAACCCAAGAUUUUGGGAACUACAGUUGUAAGUACUUUAGCUCUCAGAACCCACAAAUAAAGUCAGAAGCCAGCACGGUCCUGGAGAUUUCUGAGAAAGGGCAUCUUCUAGCUUCAGCCCAGCCGGUUCUUGAGUGUGGUACAGAACAGAUCCCCUGCUCUAAAUUUGAUGAACUGAAUGAAAAUGUCACAAUAAGUAUCAAAACCACUCUCAUCAUCAAAUGCUGAAUCAUCAUUCUCUUCCUCUUUUUAUUGGCCUUCUUCUAUCAUCAACACUCCUAUACUGAAUUCAGGGGUUGAGGACCAACAAGGAGUGACAUACAUCCACUUGAACAUAGAGAUCCUGAGUAAGG
Sarcophilus harrisii (Tasmanian devil) is the source of this 1413-nucleotide messenger RNA. Its product is annotated as T-cell-interacting, activating receptor on myeloid cells protein 1. The transcript has 9 exons. The coding region runs from base 788 to 1288 and encodes 166 amino acids. Lineage: Eukaryota; Metazoa; Chordata; Mammalia; Dasyuromorphia; Dasyuridae. The record is from RefSeq and is a predicted model, not a curated record.